UACCCCUUCCACCGGACCACCGUCCACCCUCCACCCAUCGCUGUUCUUUUCUCUACCCAAACGCAACACUUCACAAAAGGUCCUUUCGCUUUCUCACUCUGUAUUUUCUUCUUCACCGCUGGCCAACUAUGGUACGGAAUCUUUAAUCCAUCGUCUCACCCACCUUCCUUCCUGUUGCUCCACCACCUGCCCUCAUUCCUGGAUGGUCUAGAUUAGUAAAGUAAAAAAAGCAAAUCUGUGAACUGUAAUUGGUGCAUGUGCGCGAGUAAGCAAACACGAAUAGACCUGGGAUUGACCCAAAAAGCUGCAGCAUCCAUGACAAUUGCAGAGAAAAUAUAGAGGAAGAAGUAGGGAGAGCGAUAGAAGAUGCAAAAGAAUUGCAGGACUUGGUCACAACUCACAUCUCAAAGACAUCCAUGAAGAGCAAUCUCUCCGCCAGCGUGCUCUAUCUCUUAUGGACUCUAUUAAACGUUUGCGCUCCUUGCUUGAUUCUCUCCUCUCUCAGAAGCUCUUGGACCCGAAGGUGGCAGACAAGUUAGAUGAAGAUUUACAGAGGGCGAGAUGCAUUGUAGCAGAUGGUGAUGUUGCUUCGCUGCUUCCAGGCAAUGCGCAAGGGCGAUUUUUGAGGAUGUUUCUGGGUCCUAUUAAUGUGCGUGCCUCUCGGAAGGAUGUCCAGUUGAAGGUUAAAGAGGAGUACAACAGUUACAAAGAUAGAACUGCCCUACUGUUCCUUUUUUUCCCAUCAGUACUGCUGAUCCUAAGAUCAUGGGUUUGGGCUGGAUGCAUGCCUGCUUUCCCAGUUCAGCUUUACCAGGCUUGGCUGCUCUUUCUUUACACUGGUUUAGCAUUGCGAGAGAACAUAUUGAGAGUCAAUGGAAGCGAUAUUCGUCCAUGGUGGAUAUACCAUCAUUACUGUGCUAUGGUAAUGGCCCUGGUGAGUCUCACUUGGGAGAUUAAAGGACAACCUAAUUGUGCACAAAAGCAGAGAGGUGUACAACUUUUUCUACAGUGGGCUAUGAUGCAAGGAGUGGCAAUGCUCUUGCAAAAUAGAUAUCAACGGCAGAGACUUUAUACUCGUAUUGCACUAGGAAAGGCUAAGAGAAUGGAUAUUGUCUGGGGAGAAACAGCUGGAGUCGAUGGCCAACUGUGGUUGUUAUGCCCCAUACUUUUCAUUUUGCAGGGAUUUGAGGCAUAUGUUGGACUAUUGUUGCUCAGAACCGCGUUUGUCCGGGUUGUUUCUGAGUGGCAGGUAAUAUUUUGUGGUGUCCUGCUGGUUUUAAUGGCUGUUGGGAACUUUGCAAAUACAGUGCAGACGCUAAUGGUGAAGUCAAGAUUUAAGGCAAAGAUGAGAAGAAGCAAGAGCAAGCAGGAACUAGAUUAAAGCUCAUUCUGGCUCCCUCAGCCUUUAGUUUCAGAAAUUUUGCUACGUAUAUCAGUUUUGUCAGCAUUUACCACAAUUAAGCUAGUGAUUAGUUUGGCUUGCUGUAGCAUUCACACAAUGAAUCUGAUCACAAUAAGCAAUGAAUCUGGAUUAAAAUGA
Molecule: messenger RNA, 1540 nt
Organism: Prosopis cineraria
Lineage: Eukaryota; Viridiplantae; Streptophyta; Magnoliopsida; Fabales; Fabaceae
Exons: 11
Coding region: 455-1381 (308 amino acids)
Cellular component (GO): membrane
Source: RefSeq, a predicted model, not a curated record